AUGUUGUUUCUCACUGUUUGUUUUUUGUGCUGUACAAUACCGUUCGCUUCUAGCGAUGAUGGUGAACUCUGGAGAUCAGACGUAGUAUACCACACUAAAGGCAUCAUCAAGCUGCCAUAUGCAGACGUAGCAGAGCCGUUUGAGGCAUGGUAUGAUGGCAAGAAGAUGCGCAGUCGACAGAGCUACUAUAACGGCAUGAAUGACAUUAUUCAACGUGGAGAUCAGCAGCCCUAUGGAUAUGUCUACUCUAUAGUGCCAAUGACAACAAAGAAAGUGCGGAAUGAGAUUACUUGCUUUGUUCAAAAUGGAACCGAAGAGAAUCCUUUGCUCAAAAUUCAAACAGUCUUGCCAGAUACAAAAUAUUUUACGAUGUCUGGGCCUGUAGUGUACAAUGGACGUAAUUGUACAAGGUUUUACUUGGAUCAGUUUAAGGGAUACAAGCAGAAUUUCUAUGAAUUGCUUGUGACAUCUGAUGAGUCAGGAGCACCCAUUCCUGUGUACUUUCAUUUUUUAGGCUAUGACUCAGUUUUUGGCUCGCAUUAUGAUGAGUAUGAAUUCUUCUAUGAUAUGUUUGAACUGCAUAUUGAAAUUUCUGAAGAAGUCUUCGAUGUUCCAGAAGUCUCUCGUAUUUGGGUGCCAUAUGUCUUCUGUGUUAAAGACAAAACUGCUGUGUCAGAGGAGUAUUCUGUUCGUGCGUUUAUUUGUAGAUGCCAACAGAUUAUGGAAACAGAAAGUCAAGAUGAUUACAUUGCUGAAAUUGAAUUCUUGGAAGGCCUUAUAGACUCUGACACAAUUGACGGUAAGGAAUGUCAAGGGUUUCCUGGCCCUGGCUCUCAAGAUUAUCUUAACACAGUUGUGAAUCCUAUCAGUGAGCUGCUCUGUGAUUCUGGUGAAAUUGAUCAACAGUUUGAGAACUUUAAAUCAAUUCAUGGCAAGUCAUAUGAUGAUUCCAAAGAACAUGAAAGCAGGAAGAUUCAUCCAUUCUACUAA
Messenger RNA from Corticium candelabrum, 990 nucleotides. Its product is annotated as counting factor associated protein D-like. The record is from RefSeq and is a predicted model, not a curated record. The coding region runs from base 1 to 990 and encodes 329 amino acids. The transcript is spliced from 7 exons. NCBI's taxonomy places the organism in Eukaryota, Metazoa, Porifera, Homoscleromorpha, Homosclerophorida, Plakinidae.